This is a messenger RNA of Hevea brasiliensis (rubber tree), 1056 nucleotides long. RefSeq names its product NDR1/HIN1-like protein 13. The transcript has a single exon. Lineage: Eukaryota; Viridiplantae; Streptophyta; Magnoliopsida; Malpighiales; Euphorbiaceae. The record is from RefSeq and is a predicted model, not a curated record. Gene Ontology annotation, cellular component: plasma membrane. The coding region runs from base 222 to 992 and encodes 256 amino acids.
UUCCCUUUAUUUUUAGUUCAUAUAUACAUCCCAAAAUUGACUAUUUAUAUAUCUUUCUUUCUUAGGACCUCAGCAAAAUAGUCCUUUUUUUCUUUCUCCCCCUCUCUCAAAGAAAAAGGCCAAAGCCCUUUGGCCUUUUCUCCUCUCUUAGACACUCAUCAAACACCUCAAGAAAACAGUUUGCUCUUCUUUUAUCUUUUCUUCUAUUCUCCUCUCUCAACAUGACAGACAGGGUUUACCCUUCUGCUAAACCUGCCACGAAUGGAGGCACCACUACUACCACCAAUCCCUCUUUUCCAGCCACCAAAGCCCAACUCUACGGUGCCAACCGCCCUGCCUACCGUCCCCAACCCCAACGCCAACGCAGCCGACGCAGCGGCUGGUGUGCCUGUUGUCUCUGGCUAACCGUAAUCAUAUUCACUCUCCUCCUCCUCGCUGCAAUUGCUGGUGCCAUCAUCUACGUUAUCUAUCGUCCCCACCGGCCCACCUUCGCCGUCUCUGGCCUCAAAGUCUCCUCUCUCAACCUCACUUCAUCUUCCCAUCUCACCACCAAUAUCAACUUGAACAUCACCACAAGAAACCCCAACAAGAAGCUCGUCUACAUCUACAACCCUGUCACAAUCUCUGUAACUACAGAUAAAGAUGGGAUCCUUAUAGGCAAUGGAUUGUUACCCUCUUUUGUGCAUGGCACCAAGAACACGACCUUUCUGAAAGCUUCCAUCACGAGCAGUGGUCAACAGCUAGACGAUACCUCUUCUAGCGAAUUAAAGACAGAUUUAAAGAGCAAUAAUGGUUUGGGUUUGAAGAUAGAGUUGGAAACUAAGGUGAAAGUGAAGAUGGGAGGCUUAAAGACACCGAAGGUUGGGAUUAGAGUUUCCUGUGAAGGGAUUAAAGCUACGGUUCCUAGUGGGAAAACGGCAACUACAGCUUCAGUAUCUAAAGCUAAAUGCAAGGUUGAUUUGAGGAUCAAGAUCUGGAAAUGGACUUUCUGAGAUGGAAUUAAUUAUUAAUUCCAAGUGUUUAAUUUAGAAGAGAAAAAGGUGUGAUUUUUUUUUU